This is a messenger RNA of Heterobasidion irregulare TC 32-1, 3145 nucleotides long. RefSeq lists its product as uncharacterized. Gene Ontology annotation, molecular function: nucleotidyltransferase activity. Gene Ontology annotation, biological process: RNA 3'-end processing. The record is from RefSeq and is a predicted model, not a curated record. NCBI's taxonomy places the organism in Eukaryota, Fungi, Basidiomycota, Agaricomycetes, Russulales, Bondarzewiaceae. The transcript has 11 exons. The coding region runs from base 1 to 2811 and encodes 936 amino acids.
AUGGCCGUCUAUACCCAGAGUUCGCACAGCUCGCAAGGCAUGCACCAGCAUCUUGUCACCUCCAACCCACCCAUUCCCCGCAGACAAGCCUCUCGCCAACGAUUCGUCACAGAAUUGUCUCAAUGCCUCGUCGACUUCGUCAUUCAGUUGCUCCCCACAACCGGAGAACUCUCGGUGAAGGAGGACGUCCGCAAGCUGCUGGAGCGUCUCAUUCGUACGAUCGAGCCCGACAGCCGCUUACUAUCCUUCGGAAGCACUGCGAAUGGCUUCAGCCUCCGUAAUUCGGACAUGGAUCUUUGCUGCUUGAUUGAUUCGGAUGAACGGCUCAGCGCUGCUGAUCUCGUAACUAUGCUGGGAGACUUGCUCGAGCGAGAAACCAAGUUCCGCGUUAAGACGCUUUCCCAUGCUCGCAUACCAAUCGUUAAAUUAUCACUCGACCCCUCGCCGGGCCUGCCUCUUGGCAUUGCCUGCGAUAUCGGUUUCGAGAACAGACUGGCUCUGGAGAAUACACGAUUGCUGUACUGUUAUGCCAUGAUCGACCCUACGCGCGUCCGUACACUGGUUCUUUUCCUAAAAGUAUGGUGCAAGCGGCGGAAGAUCAACUCACCCUAUAAGGGGACUCUCUCGUCAUAUGGUUAUGUUCUGCUAGUGAUAUACUUCCUUGUUCACGUCAAAAACCCACCGGUUCUUCCGAAUCUACAACAAAUGCCACCUCUGCGCCCUAUAUCACAUGAGGAUACACAUAUCGGCGGACAUAAUACUUGGUUUUUCGAUGAUAUUGAACUUCUACGCCAAAGAUGGCAGUCUGCGAAUAAUGAGAGUGUUGCUCAGUUGUUGAUCGAUUUCUUCAAAUAUUUUUCUCGCGAUUUCUUGUACAAUACUGGGGUGGCUUCGAUUAGGGCCGGCCUGAUUAAGAAGGAGAGCAAGGGCUGGCAGAAUGACCAUGAUCAUUCACGAUUCAAAGAUUCACGGGAGCCAAAUCGCCUCUGUAUUGAGGAUCCAUUCGAGAUCGACUUCAAUGUAGCCCGUUGUGUCACAAAAGACGGCUUGUAUACGAUCCGAGGAGAGUUCAUGCGAGCUUCGCGGAUUCUAGCUACCCGCCCCGAACGUGCUAUCAUUGCAAUUGCGUCGCUGUGCGAGGAAAGGGUCGAAGCCCUCGUGCCUGCCGCGUCAGCAAACACCACAUUUGUGCCCCCACGGCUAUCACCGCUAUCGUCUCUUCCACCCCAAACGCCAUAUACUGUGAGCAGUAGCCCCAUGCGCCCAUCCGAGGUGCACAUGCCAGUUCCAGACGAGAAGUCUCCAUCACAGCUUAGCGCCACAGGACCCACCUCUACCGACGCAACAGCCGGGCCUCCUACAUCACCGCCAGAACAUAUGGCGCCCAAGCGGGGCAAGUGGACAAGUCCUCCACCUCCAGAAGCACCUUUGGCUGAUCAUUCGUCCUUCGAGAAUCGCCUCGGUUUGGGGCUGGCUCUAGCGACAUCCUCUACAGAUGCGCGAGAGCAGACGUACUAUGCGUCUUCGUCGAACAAUAGCGAGAUUCUCACUGACGAAGAGCAUUAUGAGGCGGACGAAGUCAGGUCCGUGCAGUCGAUGUCUGAAGAGAGAACAUCGCAUGCCAUGGGGAGUUCCGCAGCAUCUCCCACUUCUGAGUCUUUGCCCCGCAUGUCUCCAUCGUCUCCACUGGCACCCGUCCCCAGGUAUGUUAACACUGGCAUAGGAGUGUAUGACAAUCACCCGGGCAGUAGUCGUCAACACAUACUGUCUCCAUCUACUCGGGGUCGACAAUGGGUGCGAGUUGAAGAAGGUCCAGGUCCGAGCACCGGACCUUCCAUUGCUGUCGCCUCUAGGCGUAUUGAUCGUUAUGCCAAGUCGUCCAGGUUGAAUUCUCCAAGGCGUUCGACAUCUGGCCCUCCGAGGACGUCAUCGAGUCGCAAUACCCCCCCAUCCUUCCUGCCGAUAGCACUCAUGACCCCUCUGCCUCCUUCACCCUUGGACGCGAGUCCUCCGAUGAAUCAACUGCCUCAUGUACUUUACGAAACAGAUCGGUCCAAGGAUCAUAUACCCCGCAGCCCUGCCAUAUAUCCAACACCUGCGAUGUUCCAGCAAUAUCAGCUUUCUCAGCGUCAGGAUCUUCCGAUGACGUCCCCAGGCACUUACGACUUGCCACAUAUUCUUCACGCACCGAUUACCAACAAGCGUCGUGCAAACAUACUAGAAGUGACCAAAGACGCGUCAACAGCAGGCUCCAUCCCUUCGCCGACCGCCACGCCCACUUCGCACACGCAUUUCUCUCUUCCGCAUUCCCACCAUCCGCCAUCACACUCACAUUCACAUUCUACUGCUACCAUUGUCGCUCCAACACCACCUCCGAACAUCGUACAAUUUGUGCAUUCAGCGCUCAAUGAUGUGUCAAGAUCGAGGUCGCGGACGAGAUCACCCCGCUUGGCACAAUUUUACCCUGGGGAUCAUCCUCCAGCAGUACACCGUUCAACUUCAAUGUCGCCUUUCCAGUCCAUUUCGGCAGGCAGCGGGUCCCCCGCUCCCUCUUCUGACAGCUCUCAAUACGAUGCAUCGACGUCUCCCUUAUCCACUUCCCCGUCAUCCCCGACUCAUGGGGUCGAAAUGAUCAGGUGUUCGCAUGACCUACCAUCUCUUAUCGAAGAUUCGGAAACCUCGUUGGAAGAACCCAAUGCUGUGAACUGGGAACCCCCGAUAGCAACGAGCGCAAAGGAGAAAGAUGAAACGGUAGAUAAUGUGCUCAGUACUUCGGUACAUUCCCAGUCACAAUCCGCCAAUGAACCAUAGUACUUCAAAUUCGUUCGUGGUACGCCUCCAGGAAGUCUCCUAUCCUUACCACCUACCCGACUCUCCGUCAAACCGCCAACAAUAGCCUAUCGAUCUCCACAAAUCACGGCAUGUAUUGAUUUUUACUGGGGAAAUUGGUGAGCCUCUGCGUACGAUCCUCAUCUAGGUUUACUGUUUUUGCUUCGAGGUACCUUAUAUAUCCCUGCCUUACAUAUUGCACCACCGGUACAUCAUCAUCUUGCAGAACCUCCAGAUUGGCUUCAGUCUGCCUCUCAUGUUGCGGCACAGUACGUUGUACUUCGAUUAGUUUACACUAUUACCGUGCAUGAUGCGC